Messenger RNA from Electrophorus electricus (electric eel), 1258 nucleotides. RefSeq names its product cerebellin 2a precursor (gene cbln2a). Gene Ontology annotation, cellular component: synapse. Gene Ontology annotation, molecular function: protein binding. NCBI's taxonomy places the organism in Eukaryota, Metazoa, Chordata, Actinopteri, Gymnotiformes, Gymnotidae. Gene Ontology annotation, biological process: maintenance of synapse structure. The record is from RefSeq and is a predicted model, not a curated record.
GCUUUUUGCUAAUCUCCGAAGGCAGGUCGUUUGCAUUUUUGCGCAGAAGAGUCUUUCACCACCACGAUGAGAGCGGGCGACUCGGAAUCUUCGGCCGUGCUGGUCUCUGUCCUGCUGUGUAUAUGCGGAGUGGUUUCAAUGGGACAGAAUGACACGGAACCUGUUGUUUUGGAGGGAAAAUGCCUGGUCGUGUGUGAUUCGAACCCAUCCGCAGAGGGAGGAGUGACUUCGUCGUUUGGAAUAUCUGUGCGAGCGGCUGGUGCAAAAGUGGCAUUCUCUGCCGUCAGGGGAACCAACCACGAACCAUCUGAGAUGAGUAAUAAGUCCAUGACCAUCUAUUUUGAUCAGGUACUCGUGAACAUCGGCAACCAUUUCGAUCUAAAGGCGAGCGUAUUCCAAGCUCCCAGACGCGGCAUUUAUAGCUUCAGCUUUCAUGUCGUAAAGGUUUACAACCGACAGACAAUUCAGGUAAAUCUGAUGCACAAUGAGUACCCAAUAAUAUCGGCGUUCGCUGGCGAUCAGGACGUCACGCGCGAGGCAGCAAGUAACGGAGUUCUACUUCACCUGGAGCGCGAGGACAGACUCUAUUUGAAACUGGAGAGAGGGAAUCUUAUGGGCGGCUGGAAGUACUCCACAUUUUCUGGCUUUCUCGUUUUCCCGCUUUGACUUCCAAACAUUACAGAGCACCCCUGUUGAUGAAUGACGAGCAUGGCGUACCAUCUGUUGUGAAAAGAAACCGUUACCUGCGGACAAAUUCCAAAGGAAUUUUUAUUGUUUUAACAAGAUUAUAACUAGUACAGCUGUGUAACGUUUCUCUGCCACUGGAUUCGGGAGCGAACCAAACUUUAUCGAACAAGGAACCCAAACUGUGUGCGUAAAGUGUUGUAUAACGACUGUGUUUAAAUAACAACUGCAAUGUAGGCAUAGGUUAUUGUUUCAAAUACUUUUUUGUAUGCAAAGCAUAUUUUGCACGGAUUGUGAGUUGUUCAGUGCUUGACCUUGACUCUUCCUAUAGCCAAUACUGGUCCACAUAAAUUUGUGUUCAGGAACACAAUGUAGCAUAAAGCAUUUCUUUUCAUUGCUGUUGCUCUGCCUAUUGCAAUAUCCUACAUUUUAAAUCACUUGAAUGUAUAUACCAGUAUCUUGCCAUAAACACAAUGAAUGUAAUCAUUUGUUCUUUUGUUAAAUUCAACAUAAACAAAAUUCGUGAGAGUCUUGGCCUAUAUUUUGUAAAAUAAAAACGAAUACGUUUAAACAC